AUGGCAAGUUGCGGGGGCGACUUCGAUGCGCUAAAUGACGCCGCGGGACAUUCGGCGAGCGUUCGAAGUUUUCGCGGCGCCAUUAAUAAUAGCGGCACUAUCGGCGUUGGAGGUCAAAAAUCAAUAGAAUCAAUCGAAAUGCAAAUCGGUGGGCCGGGAAGCACAUGGCGCGCGUUCAUUUGCCGUCUAAAUAAUUCAAUGGCACAAACGAGACGCGAGAAGGAAGUGCGCCGAUGGAGGUGCAGGAAGCGGAGUGGCUGGCGCCAGAAUGAGAAUGUCGCCGACAAGGCGAGUCAUGCCGGCAACAGG
Molecule: messenger RNA, 309 nt
Organism: Iphiclides podalirius (scarce swallowtail)
Lineage: Eukaryota; Metazoa; Arthropoda; Insecta; Lepidoptera; Papilionidae
Source: the annotation of a GenBank genome assembly